Molecule: messenger RNA, 889 nt
Organism: Patella vulgata (common limpet)
Lineage: Eukaryota; Metazoa; Mollusca; Gastropoda; Patellidae
Product: peptidyl-prolyl cis-trans isomerase B
Exons: 5
Coding region: 248-874 (208 amino acids)
Biological process (GO): protein folding; protein peptidyl-prolyl isomerization
Cellular component (GO): intracellular membrane-bounded organelle
Molecular function (GO): peptidyl-prolyl cis-trans isomerase activity
Source: RefSeq, a predicted model, not a curated record
UACCACCUCAGCCGGUGCGCCAUGUUAAAACUAUUCAUCCUGGUUCACGUUGAAUUGUCUGCGAUUUCACUAUUGUGGAAGCCGACGUUAAACCACCAGCUACUACCACUACCACUCAGGUUGAAAGAUUGACACGUAUAAAUGCAACUGACUUUCGGGUCAUUCAGUUAUCAAGAUACCACCUAAAUUCAAAUCAUCCGCAAGAGCUAAAUCAAAUACCACCAGAAAAAGAGUUUUUAUCAUCAUCAUGUUCACUGUUUUGGCCUGUAUCGUUAUACCUGCUUUAGUUUUUGCUGGCGACGACAAACCAAAAGGUCCAAAAGUUUCAGAUAAGGUUUAUUUUGAUAUAAAGAUUGGCGAUGAAGACGUGGGACGUAUUGUCAUAGGUUUAUUUGGAAAAACUGUCCCCAAAACAGUAGCUAACUUUAAACAAUUAGCAGAAGGAUUUGAAAAAGAUGGCGAAACUCUUACCUAUAAAGGAAGCCAAUUUCAUAGAGUCAUUAAAGAUUUUAUGAUUCAGGGCGGUGAUUUUACCAAGGGCGAUGGCACCGGAGGUCGAAGUAUCUACGGGGAAAAAUUUGCUGAUGAAAACUUCAAAUUGAAACAUUAUGGAUCUGGUUGGCUUUCUAUGGCUAAUGCUGGUAAAAAUACAAAUGGAUCACAAUUUUUCCUUACAACGAAGAAAACAUCAUGGUUAGAUGGUAAACAUGUUGUUUUUGGAAAGGUAUUAGAAGGAAUGAAUGUUGUUAGAAAAAUAGAGAAUACCCCAACAAGUAGUCAAGAUAAACCAGAAAAACCAGUAGUUAUUUUUGAUUCAGGCAGUAUCCCAGUAGACACACCUUUUGCAGUUGCUAAAGAUGAUUCUGAAGAAUAAAUUGUUUUAUUAUUA